CAUUUCAAGAUAAAAAUACAAUAACUUUUACUGGAAAGCUUUUGGGAAAUGAAUAGCUUGUUUAUGCUGAUGAGCAAUUAAUGGACUUGUGAUCAGUGCAAACCAUGCAUUUCAAGUUACUAGUGACAUCAAUUCUUGUAGUGUGCGCAACGUCUCGGCAUAUAAAAGGUUCCCACAAAUCAAGCCAUAAUGUCGUCAACCGCCAACAAAUUGCAAACGCAGGCCAGAUGGUACAAGUAAAUGAUCUUAUUCGAGAACUUAAUCGACAACAAGCUAACUCAAAUAACGGUCCAGUAGAGUUAUCACCAAACAAUGCUGAAGCUGUUAAUGGACCGACAGGUGCUGGAAURGGCUUACCAUUCGGCACGUUGAACUCUAGAAUUGACAAAAACCCUCUAAUUGGAGCUAAUGGACUGUCAAAGAGCGCGCUAAAURACAUCAUGUUUGGCAAUUUCAAAGGACUAGCAGUCCCAGAGGGAAAUAAUAUUGCUUCGUAUGCCAGCGAACAACCUGAAAGUGUUCAGGGAGGAGAAAUGAGACAAAUGCUAGGGGGACAAGAUAAUAGCCUUCAAUUACUAAAUGGAAAUAGAAUGAACGGAAAUGGAAUGGGUAACAACAUGAUGUCCAACCUUGCGAMUUUAGCUGCUGCCAACAACUUGGCUGGAACUCAAGGCCUUAAUGGCUUUAACGUAAAUCCGAACAACGGUUUGUCAAUGACUACAGGAACUAUGAGUUCGUUAGGUUUGAAUGGUGUCAGCCCAAACCUAAUUGGACCAACUGGAAUGAAUUCUUUUCCUGGGGCGCCUUUACAGGUUCCUAAUCCAGCACUUGGAAUGCAGUUUAUGUCUCAACUAAGCAAUAUGAAUGCAGGAAACGAUGGCGAUGAGGAGGAUUUCCAUAGGAUGCAUCACCACAGGCGGCAUCACAGGCACCACAAGCAUCGAAAGUCGACCACAAAGUUAUUGCUGCGUUUAUUAGUUGAUAAAAUGAAAGACAUCUACGAACUUGAUAAAAUGACCACAAAGCCCAAAAACAAGAAGACAAAGUCAGAAUCCGCUGGAGGAAAGAUAGGAUUAACUCUUGACGAUCUAGGAGUUCCUAAAGAUGAUGUUCAUCGAGGAGACAAGACAAAAAUUACAGAUAAGUUUAAAACUAAAUUCUCCUUUCCAGUCACAGUCUCAGAUGAAACUGAACAUCAACAUUUGAAGUUAAAAUCAGAUGAUGAUAAUGCKGGGAAUUCAAGCGACGAUGCAGACAUUCAAAAGAUACUAUCAAAGCUUAAUAUUGGAAAUGAUGGRUCUGGAUCCGGGGCGGAGCCUUCUAAAAAAAGUGAGGAUCUGAAGAUUAGCGAACUGACAGAUUCAGUUUCCAAGGAUAUUGCAGCUGCAACAAGAUUUGCAGAGUCUGCAUCGAAAAGAACGAUGUUAGAAAUUAAAGGUCAAAUAUUCAAAGAUGAAAAGGCAAACUCACGGGACUCUAUCAGAAACUUGAAAUAUGGAACUGACUUCCAUGGAGGGAAAACAGACAAUGAUAUGCAUACCAAACCAGGAGUAAAAAAGUCCAAAACAUCAAACAUCCUAGGGAUKGAAGACUUUGAAGGCUAUGAUAAUGCCAAAGUGAUAGCACCAAAAAUGUUUUCGAUGUCGUCUAUUCUCAACGGCGCAAAAAACCAUGAUGACAUUGAAGACACGCCUACUAUGCACUCAAAACUGGCAGAUAGUCUGCUCGAUUAUAUUCCCAACAAACGAAAGGCAUUUCCUGAAGUGGACAAUACCCCUAUGGUCCCAUCAGACAUCAAUCCAGAGGAAGAUAGAUUGAAGGGUCUCACUGAAACAAUAUACCAUGAUGUGACAUCCAAGGUCGAAGACGGCGCCAAUUAUGUAAAAAGUGCUCGAGUGCUAGGAUCAGUGUUUAAAAAAGUGAAAGAUCCCGUAGCCAAGAAAAGCAUYCAGACUGCAAUCAAAGCCAUGUUGGAGGUUAUGAAGUACAAGGCUAUAGAUAAAAAAGAAUCUUCUUCGAAGAAGUUUAGCUUUCCGGCUGAUGCCAACGCAGUACUUUGGCAACAGAUUUACAACUUGAACGGUGUGCUGCAAAAAAUGAAAAAGCAUCUACACCAUAAAAGAAAAGAAUAGGCAUGCUCAGUGUUAUGGGUCGGUUAUGAUAGCCCACUCAUCACAGCGUAUACGAUAUGUCACUAAAUUGUGUUUUAAAAGAUGCUACAUCAUGAGGGAGUUUGUGUUUUUUAUUUGAUGUCACAUUGACCAUGGUGAUGCCUCAUUGAAAAAUGAAGAUUUUCCAUUAGUAUCCAUUUUUCAGAACACCAACAUAAACUUCUGGUUUCCAAGGAAUAAUAGAAAAUCACUACUUUUUGAAUAUUAUAUAUCUCAGCGGAACGUAACUACAUUAUUCGGAGUAUUAGAACUGAGUUGGUGCUAUGAUAAUUGUACGCUGAAUAUCGAAGAAAACAUUCAUUUAGUACAGUUUCCUAAAGAAGCUUAUUACUUAAUCAUUUUGGAUUUCAAACUUCACUUUAAGUUAAAGAGUGAAUAAACUUUAGUUUCCUUGAGCAAAA
Molecule: messenger RNA, 2572 nt
Organism: Exaiptasia diaphana
Lineage: Eukaryota; Metazoa; Cnidaria; Anthozoa; Actiniaria; Aiptasiidae
Exons: 3
Coding region: 105-2132 (675 amino acids)
Source: RefSeq, a predicted model, not a curated record